Molecule: messenger RNA, 647 nt
Organism: Eucalyptus grandis
Lineage: Eukaryota; Viridiplantae; Streptophyta; Magnoliopsida; Myrtales; Myrtaceae
Exons: 2
Coding region: 94-558 (154 amino acids)
Source: RefSeq, a predicted model, not a curated record
CCGUCCGCCGCCGUCCGCCGCAGCCCUCCCCUCGAACCGGGUUGUGGAGGUAGAAACAAGAGCAGCACCGGGUCUCCCUCUUCUCCCUCGAAUAUGGAGCCUCCAUUCCUCUGGGAAGGCACGGGCCGUCUCAAACGGAGAAUGACGGAGCUCGACCACCGCAUCAACGGUCUCCUGAUCCGCUCUCUCCUGGACUUGUUCCUUUACGGCGUUGGCCUGUCCCAAAUGUCGCGCCUCUUUAUCACUGGGUUCGUGUGGAUGCCUUUCUCGCUGUCCCUCAUCAUAUUCGCCAUCGGCUGCUUCUACGGGUACAGCCGUCUCCGGCUCCUGCGGGCUUACUCCAUGGAGAUGGAGCGCGUGGCAGCCGUGCUGGAUGGGAGACGACGGACAUUGCUCGAGCUUGGUAGGAACCGUGAUGCCUGGGAGGCGGAGAUGGCCGGGAUAUUGGCUGUUCCCGCUUGGACCCACCAAACUCAGGGUGCUAUGAACGCGUUGCUCUUUGUGUUCUUGUCGGUCGCUCUUAUAUAUCCACAAUACCCAUUCGAGCGUUAUGUUUGAGUUUAUAUGGGAUCGUCUAUGUGAAUCCAUCUAUCUAAUAUAUGUCUCUAUGUGUACUCUGACAUGAAUAGACUCUGAUAUUCAUGCUA